CAGGUCCCAGUCUCUCUCGGCUUGCCGAAACAAAUUGGGGACGGAGCAGACGGCGAUGGCUUGUGCCGUUUGAAGUUGCCCUCCCGUCGGCCGUGCUGCGGAUAAGAAGAAGUGAGCAAGCAGCUAAGAAGAAGAAGAGAGGAAGCCUCUUCGGUUCAUGGAGGAGCUGGGUUCGAAACCUCUCUCCGGAGCAAUGGCGGAGCCGGGGGGACCUGAACCUGAGCUGGACCAGCUGGUGUGGCGUCCCUAUUCCCGGCCUGCGGCGGCCCACUCUCCGCUGGGUUUGGAGGUGAAGCUGGGCUCGCUGGCGCUGCUGCUGUUUGUGACCCUCGUGUGCGGCUUCUUGCCUCUGUGGGUCUUCCAUCGUCCCAGGAGCUCAACCAGCUCGUCAGCGACUCGAAGGAAAACCUUGAGCCUGGUGAGCUGUUUUGCCGGCGGCGUCUUCCUGGCGACUUGUCUCCUGGACUUGAUCCCCGAUUACCUCAGCAGCAUCAACGAGGCCCUGGCCGAUUUGGGAAUCACGCUCUUCUUCCCCCUCCAAGAGUUCAUCUUGGCCAUGGGCUUCUUCCUGGUCCUCGUCAUGGAGCAGAUAGUCCUGGCCUACAAGGAUCCGUCGGGCUCCCUGGAGGAGACGCAAGCCCUGCUGGGCUCCGCCUCGCAGCACUCCGCCACCAUCCAGGAGCAGGGCUGGCCAGACGGGCCCCUGCCCCGGCAGCUGCCUCGGGACGGGCCCCUCCACGACCGCCGCCACGUCCACGUGGAUUUCAACGCCCACUCGGCCAUCCGCUGCUUCGUCCUGCUGCUGGCCCUCUCCCUCCACUCCGUCUUCGAGGGGCUGGCCGUGGGGCUGCAGGAGGAGAACGCCCAGGCCCUGGAGAUCUGCCUGGCGUUGGUGAUCCACAAGGGCGCCAUCGCCUUCAGCCUCAGCUUCAAACUGCUCCAGAGCCGGCUGCGCGUCCAAGCGGUGGCGGGGUGCCUGAUCCUCUUCUCCAUCAUGUCCCCCUUGGGCAUCGGGCUGGGCGUGGUCCUGACGGAGACGCCCGUGGCCGUGCUGCACGGCCUCUCCCGCAGCGUACUCGAGGGGCUGGCGGCCGGCACGUUCGUCUACAUCACCUUCCUGGAGAUUCUGCCUCACGAGCUCAACUCCUCGGAGCAGCGCAUCCUCAAGGUCAUCGUCCUCUUGGCCGGGUUUGCCGUCGUGACCGGCAUCCUGUUCAUUAAGAUCUGAGGAGUGUGGGCGGGGACAGGGGGGAGCGUUUUGCCUGGAGUAAGGGGACGGAGAGGAACAAAAAAAACCCCUAACUGCUCCGGUUUUCCCUGUCUGGAGGGGGGGCGGAUUGACUUCUUCCAAGAGUUCCCCCACCUCCUCGUUAUUUCCCCAGAGAAUUCCGAAACGAUUCACCCGGAAGCGAAAACUCGGAACGAACUUUCCCUCUCCCUCUUGGAAGACUGCCCUGGAAACGGCUAUUCUCAAAAAGGCCGGACUCGAUCGUUUUAGACCUACCAUUGGACGCUGCCAACGGCUCCCGCAUUCCAAAAGUCCAGCCGGAUCCCACAGUCCCGAGUCUGUCUUCCCUGAGGUGAUCUGGAGUUGGCUGCGACCUUUGAUCUUGCUGUUGUGGGAAAGCUGGUUCGUGCAGCAUUCGGGAGUGGAAAGGAUUUUGGCCAGGAUGAGUGGCAUUCUGUCUGAUUUUGACUGCCUUUGGGAUUUAACCGGAGAUCAGAUUUUGAACGUGUGUGGGCUUCCACCCC
Gekko japonicus is the source of this 1752-nucleotide messenger RNA. It is a transcript of the gene SLC39A1, whose product is annotated as solute carrier family 39 (zinc transporter), member 1. Bases 158 to 1228 code for a protein of 356 amino acids. Gene Ontology annotation, biological process: zinc ion transmembrane transport. NCBI's taxonomy places the organism in Eukaryota, Metazoa, Chordata, Lepidosauria, Squamata, Gekkonidae. The transcript has 3 exons. Gene Ontology annotation, cellular component: plasma membrane. The record is from RefSeq and is a predicted model, not a curated record. Gene Ontology annotation, molecular function: zinc ion transmembrane transporter activity.